This is a messenger RNA of Castor canadensis (American beaver), 1656 nucleotides long. The record is from RefSeq and is a predicted model, not a curated record. NCBI's taxonomy places the organism in Eukaryota, Metazoa, Chordata, Mammalia, Rodentia, Castoridae.
AUGCACUUAAAGCAACUAAACUCAGCUCGCCUUGAAGGAGAUAACAUUAUGGUAAUUGAAAAGAAAAAUUCCCAAUUAGAUGGGUCUGAAAUAGUGCUGCUGACUGAUGGGGAGGACAGCACUGCAGGUAGUUGUGUUGAGACUGUGAAGCAAAGUGGGGUCAUCCUUCAUCUUCUUGCUUUGGGACCAGAUGCUGCUAUAGCAGUAAUACAGAUGAGCGAUAUAACAGGAGGAAAACAUUUGUAUGCUACAGAUACAGCUGAAAACAAUGGCCUCAUUGAUGCUUUUGGGUCCCUUACAUCAGAAAAUGCCAAUCCCACCCAGAAAGCACUUCAGCUGGAAAGUAAGGGAUCAACACUGAACAGUGAUUCCUGGAUGAAUGACACUGUAAUCAUUGACAGCACCGUGGGAAAGGACACAUUCUUUCAAGUCACAUGGAGCAAACAGCCUCCCAAAAUUUCUCUCUGGAAUCCCAGUGGAACACCAGUCACAAAUUUCAUAGUGGACACUGCUUCCAAAAUGGCCUAUCUUACUAUUCCAGGAACUGCACAGGUGGGCAUUUGGACUUACCAUCUUCAGGCCAAAGCAGACUCAGAAAUACUAACUAUGACAGUGACUUCUCGGGCAGCAAGUUCUUCUGUGCCUCCGAUCACAGUGAAUGCUAAAAUGAAUAAAAACUCCAACAGCUUCCCCAACCCAAUGAUUGUUUACGCAGAAGUUCUACAGGGCUACAUACCUAUCAUUGGAGCCAGUGUGACAGCUAUCAUUGAAUCAAACAGUGGAAAAUCAAAAGUUUUGGAACUUUUGGAUAAUGGAGCAGGUGCUGACGCUUUCAAAAAUGAUGGAGUCUACUCCAGGUAUUUUACAGCUUAUUCAGACAAUGGCAGAUAUAGCUUAAAAGUGAGGGCUCAUGGAGGAACAAACUCUGCCAGGCAAAGCUUACAGCAUCCAGCAAAUAGAGCCGCCUUCAUACCAGGCUGGAUAGUGAAUGGGGAAAUCAAGCGGAACCCACCAAGACCUGAAACUGAUGAUGCUCAGACAGUGCUGGAGAGUUUCAGCAGAACAGCAACUGGAGAUGCGUUUGUGAUGUCAGAUGUUCCCAGUGGUCCAUUGCCUGACCUGUUCCCACCAAGUCAAAUCACAGACCUUCAUGCCACACUCGAUGGGGACAACAUCAAUCUAACAUGGACAGCACCAGGAGAUGAUUUCGAUGUUGGAAUAGUUCAAGAGUAUAUCAUAAGAAUAAGUGGGAAUAUCAUUGACCUAAGGGACAAUUUUGAUGAUGCUCUUCAAGUUAACACUUCUGACCUGGUACCAAGGGAGGCCAACUCUGAGGAAACCUUUGUUUUUAAACCAGGAAAAAUCUCAGAAGAAAAUGCAACCCACAUAUUCAUUGCCAUUCAAAGUGUAGACGAAAGCAAUUUGACAUCAAAAUCAUCCAACAUUGCACAAGUGGCUCUGUUUGUCCCUCAAGGAGAUCCGAGUCCUGAUCCAAACUACCCCAGUCCUGGAAGCAAUCCUAGUUCUGGAGUUAAUAUUACAACUUUGGUGUUGUUAGUGGUAGGGGCUGUGGUAGUUGUUACCAUUAUUGUAAGUGCCACUAUUUGUUUCUUAAAUAAAAGAAAUUCUUCAAGGAGACCUAGAACAGCAUUUUAA